UUAGACCAGUUUCAAAACUUAAUGUUAAUGGCUUUAAAAAUAAAAUUUUGCUUGGCUGGUAUAUUUUAAAGCAGCCUCGUUAAACGCCAUUUUAUUCAAUUUCUGUCGAAUGAAGUAGGGUUAGGACAAGAAAAUGAAUUUGUUAAUUUUUCUUUCUGUCAUCGCUGUAGUUAGUUUGUGCUGUAAUGCUCAAUAUUACGAAUAUGAUAACUAUGGUUCAGGUUCAUAUGGCUAUAGAGAUUACUACGAUUAUUUGGAUAACUAUUAUUUUGAUGAAUAUGGGCUAAACAGUGCUUAUGAAUACAGAUUUUUAGAUGACUAUGUGUAUAAUGAUGGCUAUGAAUACGAAAGUGAAUAUGAAUAUAAAGGUGACAAUGGAUAUGGAGAUGACUACGAUUAUCAAAGCUAUGAAGAUAGAUAUUUAUCCCAAAGCAGAAGACAGUAUGGCUAUGACCUAAAUUAUGGAUCAGAAUACAUUGAUAAUCAGCAACUAGUUCACUUUUUUCAAAAUGAUCGAUUGCGGAGUAGAAAUAGAGGACGUUAAUAAACUUAGAAAAAAUGAAUUUCUCAAGAUUUAUGAUUUUUCACCACUCUAAAUGCCAGACUAAUAUUCCUGACAUUUAAAAGUAGAGAAAUGAUGUUUAAAGAGUUAUAAAUUUUUUCAACGGAAAUAUAUAUUGACGAAGAAAUGUGUUUGAGCCUUUUUUAAUUAAUACUUCAAUUGAAUAAAGCCUUUUUAUAAAAAAAAUAUA
Molecule: messenger RNA, 752 nt
Organism: Parasteatoda tepidariorum (common house spider)
Lineage: Eukaryota; Metazoa; Arthropoda; Arachnida; Araneae; Theridiidae
Source: RefSeq, a predicted model, not a curated record